AUGGAGCCGGUUCCUCUGACAGCGUGGACAGGGCGGAACCCAUGCGAGCAUGUGAAUGGCAAACGGUAUUUCAUCGGAAAUUUGGCUUCCAGCGCCACAAAUUGUACAGUCAACCGCCCUAUGACCACGUAUGCGGACAACUUCCAGGUCUGUCAUGCCUGUGCCGUGGCGGGGUGUGACACCUGCAGCAAAGAGGAUGGCUGUCAGGAGUGCAUGUUUCCGCUUACGCGCCUCCUCCUGGGCCCGGACGAUGCAAUCGGCAGUCUGCUUGGCAGCCUCGGCAGCGAAGAUGAGAAGCAGUGCGUCUCUGUGUUCAUCUUCAUCUUCGCCGGCCUGCUCCUCUUCACGAUGGUCUUCGCUGUGCUGACGCUGCUGAGAUUUCUCUGCUUGAGCCUGGUCUCGGCCCGCAGCCCAGGCGCCCUCGAACAUUGUCUGCAACAUCGGAGACGGGCAAAGGUCCACAACUACUCCGUGCCGGGUAAUGUGUUUUACCCCUUGCUUGCCACCAACAUGCAGAGGGAGAACAUUUCGGGUCUUGCCCCGGCUCUCUACUUCCGACACCUGGCAUUCCAGGCGCUACUCAGUUUCUUCUUGACUGUGCUGUCACUGAUAGGCUACUUCUUGCCUAACCUGACCAAAGAAAGCGCAUCCUCACCUCGACUCAUACGACCAGAACAGCUUGGCCUCGCCCAGAAGCUCCAUGCUGUCAUGGUCUUUGUCUUUGUCUUCUUCGCUGUGAUCCGGUGGAUCUGGACACAAGGGCGUGCUGCUCGUGCCGAACACGAGGAGUGCAGCUGGUUCCGCGUGGUUUUCGCAGAGAGCAUGGUGGAUCCAGAUCCCGAGGAAAAGCAAGAGGAAGAGGUCGAGGCGGCAGAAGGCGCUGCCGCAGCCAAGAAGAAAAAGAGGAAUAAGAAGAAGAAGGACCCCGCAGCAGGGCAUGCAGCGCAGGAUGAAGAAGCUGUGCCGGCAAGUGCAGAAUCACCCAAUGCUGCGCAAGAAAGCGAUGAGGAGGACAAGGCGGAUGUAGCAGACGCCACGGGAGACAAGAAGAAGAAAAAGAAGAAGAAGAAGGCCGGAGGAGGUGGGGCAAAGGUUUUCAACAUCCCCGAGCAGGACAAUACCGCCCUCCGCCGGGUCCGAAACUGGGCUGCGGUGCCCACAUCGCGGCAAAGCCCAGCCUUCGACAUUCCCGUCAGCGAGCAGUAUCCUGACAGUCAGUUUCCUCUCGGGGAAUGUGUCGAGUACGUCGGAUCGAACGCCUUCCGGACGACAUCCGCUGAGAAGCGUGAGAUGGAGCGGCUCGCGUCCUACGACUACGAGAAGAUCCGCAAAGCCGGAGAGGUCCAUCGCCAGGUCAGGAAGUACGUGCAGAGCUUCGUGAAGCCAGGGCUGAAGAUGACGGAGAUCUGCCAGCGCCUGGAGAGAAAAACCCACGAGUUGGUGGUAGCGAACGGCCUGGAAGCAGGCUGGGGCUUCCCAACGGGUUGCUCACUCAACUGGGUGGCUGCCCACUACACUCCGAACUAUGGGGACGAAACCGUCUUGCAGUACGAUGACGUCUGCAAGUUGGACUUUGGUGUUCAAGUCGGUGGUCGUAUUGUCGACUGCGCCUUUACCAUGGCCUUCAAUGAGAGGUAUGACCCCAUCAUUGAGGCAAGUCAGGCAGGUACCAACACUGGAGUUAAGGAAGCGGGCAUCGAUGCGCGCUUCCAAGACAUCGGAGCCGCCAUCCAGGAGACGAUCGAGUCCUACGAGAUCGAGCUGAAUGGCAAGACCUGGCCCAUCAAGGCGGUCCGGAACCUUAAUGGCCACUCCAUUGAAGCGUAUCGGAUCCACGGCUGCAAGUCGGUACCCAUUGUCAAGAACCAAGAGUCUUCCUUCAUGGAGGAGGGAGAGUUCUACGCCAUUGAAACUUUUGCCUCCAAUGGCAAAGGCUAUGUAGUGGAGGAUCUCGAGUGCUCCCACUUCAUGAAGAUCUUCGAUGCGCAACAUGUGCCCUUGCGUGUGAAGAGCUCAAAGGCCCUGCUGCAUACGAUCGAGCAGAAUUUUGGGACCUUAGGUUUCUGCCGACGAUGGUUGGAUGACCUGGGCCAGACCCGUCACUUGAUGGCCUUGAAGAAUCUCGUGGACAACGACAUUGUCCAGCCAUAUCCGCCCCUAUGCGAUGCCAAGGGCUCCUACGUCACGCAGAUGGAGCACACCAUUCUGCUGCGGCCGACGUGCAAGGAGAUCGUGUCUCGAGGUGACGAUUUCUGA
Molecule: messenger RNA, 2256 nt
Organism: Symbiodinium necroappetens
Lineage: Eukaryota; Dinophyceae; Suessiales; Symbiodiniaceae
Source: the annotation of a GenBank genome assembly